Molecule: messenger RNA, 2707 nt
Organism: Rana temporaria (common frog)
Lineage: Eukaryota; Metazoa; Chordata; Amphibia; Anura; Ranidae
Gene: YJU2
Product: YJU2 splicing factor homolog
Exons: 8
Coding region: 192-1169 (325 amino acids)
Biological process (GO): mRNA splicing, via spliceosome
Cellular component (GO): U2-type catalytic step 1 spliceosome
Source: RefSeq, a predicted model, not a curated record
CGGAAUGCAGAGUCUCCUCAGAAGAUAUCACAUGUACUUGGGCUUCGGUAACAUGGCGGCAAGCACAGACUUUUUUUUCUCUCGAUGUUUAGAACGUCUUUUUACGCUCAGCCAAUAGUAGUAAGAGACGACUUCGUGUAGGAGACGCGUAUCUUGUGCGACUUUCCGGCUGGACCUGUGAGGACUGAAAGAUGUCUGAACGUAAAGUUUUAAAUAAAUAUUAUCCACCAGAUUUUGAUCCUUCUAAAAUCCCCAAGUUAAAACUUCCAAAAGAUCGGCAAUAUGUUGUGCGUCUUAUGGCUCCAUUCAACAUGAGGUGUAAAACAUGUGGAGAGUAUAUCUAUAAAGGAAAGAAGUUUAAUGCAAGGAAAGAAACUGUGCAGAGUGAGCAGUAUUUGGGACUCCCAAUCUUUCGCUUUUACAUCAAGUGUACACGCUGUUUAGCUGAAAUCACGUUUAAGACAGACCCAGAGAACACAGACUAUGCCAUGGAGCAUGGAGCUACACGCAACUUCCAAGCAGAAAAACUUAUUGAGGAAGAAGAGAAGCGAUUUCAGAAGGAUAGAGAAGAGGAGGAGCUCAAUAACCCAAUGAAGGUUCUCGAAAAUAGGACAAAGGACUCCAAAAUGGAGAUGGAUGUAUUAGAAAAUUUGCAGGAGUUGAAGGAGCUGAACCAGCGGCAAGCAAAUGUGGACUUUGAUUCUAUGUUGGUUCACUACAGAGAAACAGAAGAGGAAAUGAAAAGAAGACAGGAAGAGGAAGAUGAGAAAGAGAUGAGGGCAAUGUUGCAUGAAGCUCGCAAAAGGCAGCUGACAGUUGAUUCUGAGUCUGAUGAAGAAUAUCCCCCUAUUUUGCCUAAGCAACAUGUGGACACCUUUCAAACUGAUAUUCUGGCAAAGAACAAGAAGCUCUGCAGUGAAAAAUUGGAGAGUAAACGGAGCAGAUCUCACAGUCAUCAGAUCAUCUCAAGCCUUGUGAGAAAGCAGACCACUGACCUUCAUAAAGAAAUGACUACCCCUGCUGCCCUUUCUAAGAGUACAGAGAUCCAUUGUGAAGAAAGAUUACAAUGCAAAGGCAACGACACUGAUCUCCCAAGUGUACCAACAGCUUCUAAAGCAUCGUCUCUGUCUUUGCUGGGGAUGUACUCAGAUAGUGAAGACAGCAAUUAGAACAAAGUAAACUACUGGGCCAGUUGUGGAUCAUACUAAAAAUUCGGACUGUUCUAGUCAUGCCUCCUUUAUUUUCAACCAAAAUUGUAGGGCAUACAAUUUAGCAAAUGUGUUCACCAUCCAAGACAGUUGGUUUGUGAAUUGUUAGGUAUAACAUUAACUCGUGUAACCCCUGCAAUACAUUACUGAUCACUAGGGAUGAGAUAAUUUGACAAAUUGUGUUUUUGUAUAAUUUAACCAAAAUGCAUUAUUUUUAUGAAAUUUCGAUUUUUAAUCAAUAAUGAAAGCAAACUUUACUCUCCCUGUAAGAUGGAAACAAUAGUCACAGGAUCAGCAUGUCUUUGCUUGACCUGCAAAUCAUAUGCAUAUUGUUUGUAAAUGGGUAGGGUUUUUAAUUCCUCUGUUCUGUAAACAAUUACACUUCACACCCCCCUGUUUACAUACCAUGUGAUUAGCAGGUCAAGCAAAGGCUCGUUCGCAUGCAUCACAUGCAGGGCCAUCUUCACCUUCACGUGAUUGCAAAGUUGUUCCACACAUCCAUGUGCUGGCAGGCCCAUUCAUGUAUAUAGGGACACAGAAGCUGCAAGGACACAGUUUAUGGUCCCAAUUUGACAGCCAUGCAGGUGUGGGUGCAUGUCCCCAAACGCAGUGUGUGUUUAGGGACAUGCACCCGCACAUGCACAGCUAUUAAAUUAGGACCAGUGGCUGUGUAGCCUUGGGAAUUGCAAUAAACAUGGCACUGUCUGCACGCAGAUAAACGGAACACUUGUGCGGGCAAAGAUGUCCCUUUCCACCCAUGUGAAUGGAGCCAUACUGAUUAUGUGGACUUAACUUCCUUUCCCUUGUAUUUUUUUUAUGUUUGGUGUAUUUUUCUGUUGGUUUUUGAGUCAACUGGAAAGAAGAAAAAUAUUAACUAACAUUUUAAAAGAAUUUUACGAUUUUUUUUUUCUUUCUUAUUCUCUGUACUGAAAAAGGGACAAAUGGAUCUGUGUGUACACAUAAUUCUCAUCAUAGUACUCUGCUUUGGAAUGAGAACAUUGGUGAACCUCUCUAUUGGCCUCACUUUAUCGAAUUUGAUUGUUAUGAAUGGUAUUGGUUACCUGGAAACCCACUUGUAGCUAAUGAAUAGGUUUUUAGAUAAACUGCCCCCAAUAAUGGGAGGUAGAGCAGGUCAGGUUAGGACAACAGUGACGCACCAAUGUACUCACUUGACUCCAAGGGACUGAUGAAUGGAUUGGUAUACAAACAGAUAUUUAUUCAAAUGCAGUGGAGCUGCUACAGUGAGAGGGAUUGACAAGGCGUUGUGUGUUUGGCUUCAUCUUCAUAAUAAAGCCAGGGUGCAGAGUAAUCAAGUUUUAUUUAAAAAAAACAUUUUUUUUUUGUUUUGGACUGAAUGGAGAGGGAUUAAAACUCCGGUCACUUUUUAUUGCUGCCUGUGACCCUGUUAGGGAGAUUCACCUCUUUUUGUCCUAGUUGCCAUUAUAAGUGAAAGUAAAAGAAAACUCCUAGAAAAGUGAUAGAGGGGAAAUCUUCCAAUG